This is a messenger RNA of Capronia epimyces CBS 606.96, 1116 nucleotides long. RefSeq lists its product as uncharacterized. Gene Ontology annotation, molecular function: oxidoreductase activity, acting on the CH-OH group of donors, NAD or NADP as acceptor. The record is from RefSeq and is a predicted model, not a curated record. The coding region runs from base 1 to 1116 and encodes 371 amino acids. NCBI's taxonomy places the organism in Eukaryota, Fungi, Ascomycota, Eurotiomycetes, Chaetothyriales, Herpotrichiellaceae. The transcript is spliced from 4 exons.
AUGGCCUCUCCCAGUCCCAUAGAGCGUACCAACCGUGUCCUCAGCCGAGCCCUCACCCUCCCCGUCUCGUUGCUGCGCUAUGUAGCCGCCGAACCGCUCAUCACGGGGUCGCUCCUUUUCGCACUCACCCGGGCACCCGCUCAAUACCGGUCGCGUGUGCUCAAGCUGCUGUACGACCGCGGGCUAUCAAGCAAUGGGGUUGCGGGCCUGAUCAAAUCACUAAAGGUCCUGCUUGCCAUUGGCGUUGCCCGGAGGCUGCACCAGGCCCUGACCAGACUUGCACUAAACCAUUGGCAUCUGAAGAAGCCAGGGACGCCCUUCAGGUUCGGCGACACGCAGAAAAGCGAGCUGGUUCUCAUCACGGGCGGAUGUAGCGGGUUUGGCUACGAGAUGGUCAAGGGCUUUUCGAGACACGCCCGUGUCGUUAUCCUCGACAUCCUCCCUGUGCCGGAAGAGCUGAAGAGGAUCCCCGGCGUGUCGUACUACCACGUCGACCUCACCGACUUUCCUGCGAUCGAGACAGCAGCAGAGGCAAUCCGCAAGGAGCACGGCAAUCCCAGCGUUUUGAUCAACAAUGCCGGAAUCGCGACCGGCACAAGGCUGAUCGACGCCUCCGCGAAACUGACCGACCAGAUCUUCAAAGUCAACAUUGCCUCGCACUUUGUCUUGAUCAAGGAGUUUCUUCCCGGCAUGUUGGAAGCGCGCAAGGGGCACAUCGUCACGAUGGCUUCGAUGGCGAGUUUCCUCGCCGCGCCUGGCCUGGUCGACUAUUGUUGUACAAAGAUCGCGGCGUUGUAUCUUCAUGAAGGUCUCCGAAAGGAGCUCCGGACCAUGUACCCCAACGGCACGUGCAUCCAGACAACCAGCGUCCACCCGUCCUGGCACGCAACGGGCAUCGUCAAGCCGUACGAGGCCAACCUGGCCCGAGCCGGCGUCCGACUCGACGCCGCGUCCAACGUCAGCGACGCGGUCAUUGAGCAGGUUCUCGCGGCGCGCAGCGGGCAGAUCUUCAUGCCCAGAAGCGCCGAAGCCAAGACGAGGGCGCGCGACUUGCCCAUCUGGGUGCAGGAUGCGGCGCUGUAUUUGUUGACGAGGAGAACCGGAUUGGUGUUUUGA